AUAAUCUCGUUUCUUAACGAGAAGUUCUUACCGAUCUAGAUAACUUCAGAGAUGCUAGAUUUUCAAUGACGUCGUGACAUUGUAAGGGCAAGGGAAGUUCGCGCAUAUACGAUAAUAUGUUAGAAGGUCAAGAAAUGGCUGGCGAGAGAGGGGAAGAGGAAGUAAAUCCACUAGGAAAAAGUUAACCUUCCUCAUUAACCUUCCUUCGUAUCGGAAUACGUUUGCAGCUUUACGAAGGUGAAAGAAAUGAAAAGGGCGAUAGGCAUGGUAAUGGAAAAGCUUUGCUUCCAAACGGCGAUAUGUACGUCGGACGAUAUUGCAAGGGAUUGAGACACGGUGCAGGACUUUACGUAUUUAAAAACGGUGCUCGUUACGACGGCGAAUGGAGGCAAGGCGUUAAGUACGGUCAAGGGACCUUUUGGUACCCUGAUGGAACGCGAUACGAGGGUGAGUGGAAGCGUGACAUGAAAUAUGGUUUUGGCGUAUAUUAUUACGUAAAUGGCGACGUUUACGAAGGUUCGUGGAAGAAAAAUUUUCGACACGGCAUGGGAUCUUAUCUUUACGCCGAUACGAACACGAAAUUUAUGGGCACGUGGAUCAAAGAUCGUAUGCAAGGGCCUGGCCAAUUAAUUCACCCCCGACAUCGAUUCCACGGAUUUUGGGAACUGAAUUUGCCUUACGGACGUGGCUGCUUCACUUUUGAGAACGCUUGCAUGCAACAUGGACACUACGUGCACGUGAAAGAUCCUGAUUACGACGAGACAAAGGAAGAACCUGUCGAGCAAGGACAAGCAACCGAAACUGCCACGUUAGAAGCUGAAGCUGGCGAAGAAAAUAAAAAAUUAGAAGAUACCGAGGCUGCAAAACUGGAAGAGGCUAAACCUGUGCCGUUCGAACCACUUGCUUUAAAGAAAGGCGUUAUCGCAUUAUGGCGAGCCCGUUGCAUUACGCCGUAUAAUGCUGAUUUAUUGCCACCUGAGCCGGUACCUCUACAGGAAGAGGUAUCCGUGGACUCUCUGUUAGAUAGGUGUUCGGAAGAUUUAAUGAUGGCACCGGAACGAUACUUAAAGUACGAAGACGAAUACGAAGGUGAAGGCGGCCGUUAUUACGAAGACGCUGAUUAUCCUGGAUCGUUCGUUGAAGCAAUUUAAUUUUAAAAAAUCAACGUUAAAUGUGAAAUAAUUUAAUAAUUUUGCGCCAUUUGUCAAAGAAUCAAGCUUUUCCAUGAUCUAAUUUCAAAAUUAUUUUCUUACCGAAGGUGAUAGGUUUGUGCACAAGGAGGAGGGUUAUAAAAAUUCGCUAGAAUAUUUCUCAGAAUAACAAAUAAAAGUAUAAAAAGAUAAUUAUAAUACAAUAUAAACAUGUACAUGUUCGAUAACAAUUUUACAUGUGGUUAGGCAAAAACGCAACGUGUUUUUAAGCACUUUAUUUAGGAAAUUAUAAUAAUAAAUGUGCGUAUGUGCCCAUAA
Messenger RNA from Bombus pascuorum, 1469 nucleotides. RefSeq names its product radial spoke head 1 homolog (gene Rsph1). NCBI's taxonomy places the organism in Eukaryota, Metazoa, Arthropoda, Insecta, Hymenoptera, Apidae. Bases 300 to 1151 code for a protein of 283 amino acids. Gene Ontology annotation, biological process: spermatid development; axoneme assembly. The record is from RefSeq and is a predicted model, not a curated record. The transcript has 6 exons. Gene Ontology annotation, cellular component: nucleus; motile cilium.